UCAGAUGCCCCUCCUCAGUGAGAGUAACAUUCAAUUAUUCUCUCAGAAUCUUGAUUACACUGUAGGAUAAUGAAUUAGAUUAGAGACUUCAUCCAUGUGAUACUGAGCUAACAUUGCCAUGUUCCCUCCCUUCCUCCCUCCCUUCAGUCGUUUUGCAUUGUACCUAGUUAGCACAGUGAUUUGAGUAUUACUCAGAACACUUCUAUUGCUCUACAGUUGAGUAUGAUGCUGUACUUUUUAAGCCUUGGUGAAGUGAAACUGAAAUUGCUCAGCAUUAAGGUUGGGACUGGAAACUAUACUGGAGAUCAGGUGCUUAUCUGAAUGAACUGUGUGUGACCCACUCUGUAAGUCUCAUGUAAGGGAUCAUGUGAGAUGUCUAAUACUACUCUUCUUGGAUGAGCAUACCUGAAGAAAAGUCUAUGUGAAGCUGUAAGGGUGCUUUUUGAUCCAAAACUACCAGGCAUUUGAUCUCCCAGCAAGGAGAUGGCUUCAAAUGAAAGAGAGAUUGUGGUGUGGGUUUGCCAGGAAGAGAAGAUUGUAUGUGGCCUGACAAAACGCACAACUUGUGCAGAAGUGAUUCAAGCACUACUUGAGGAACAUCAAGCAACAUUUGGAGAGAAAAAGGUCCUCUUUGGAAAACCUAGUGAUUAUUGUAUUGUAGAAAAAUGGAGAGGCUCUGAGCGAGUCCUUCCUCCAUUGACAAAGAUUCUGAGACUUUGGAAGGCCUGGGGGGAAGAGCAGCCCAAUUUGCACUUUGUGUUGGUAAAGUCUGAUGCUUUCCUCUCAUUUCCAUUGUGGAAAACAGCUGAAGCUAAGGUAGUACAAAAUGUAGAAAAGCAGUGGGAACUCAGCCCAGCCAAUUACAUGAAGAUGUUGCCAAUAGACAAGCAAAAGAAAAUUGUCAGGAAGACUUUCCGGAAACUGGCCAAACUUAAACAGGACAGCGUUCAGCAAGACAGAGAUAAUAUGGAGACACUGAUUCAUCUGAUCAUAUCUCAAGAUCAUACCAUUCAUCAGCAAGUCCUUAGAAUGAAGGAACUAGAUAUGGAAAUUGAAAAAUGUGAAGCACAAUUCCAUUUAGACCGUGUAGCCAAUGAUGGAGAAAAUUAUGUGCAGGACUCCUAUUUAAUGAUCAAUCCAAGUGAGGCUGAGCAGCAAGGGAGUAGGCCAGAUGAUCAAAAAGAGAUGCACGAAUAUUUCAGCAAAAGUGAGGGAAUUUUACAGGUCGAAGAGAGACUGAAACAUCACAAACAAUUAAUAGAGAAGCUGUGUGCUGAAAUUGAAAAAGAAGUAUAUGGUAUAUGUUCAGAAAAAAAAGGAGAUGAUAUUCGCACAGAAGGAGCUUCUAAUGCUCAAGUAGAAAACUCAAAUUUGGAAAGUGUAAAGUAUGAGCUGGAAAAAAGUAUGAAAGAUGGUCUGAGAAUCAAUUCAUACCUGAGCUGCAUUCAGAAAGAGCUUACCUACAGGGACUCAUUGCUUCAAAAGAAGGAAAAAGAGUAUGAACUUCUUACAGAAGAAUUUAAUUUACUACAUAUUAAAGACAACAUCGAAACUAGGCUUCCAUUGAAUGAAGAGCCACCCAAGGGCAGUGGCAACUCCAGUAACAGCAUUGCAGUUCCUGACUUUGUUCACAGAGUGACUAAUCUGGACAUAAAUGAUACAGACUCUGACACUGGAAUCAGCUCUACACACAGUCAGGACUCUGAAAUAACUUCUGGGGACAUGGUACUGUUAUCAACAUAGUUGAAAACAGUCAUGCAUUUUUGAAAAGUUAUAUUUUGAGGGAUACAUAGAAGAAUAGGUAGACUUUAUUGUCUUGAGAGUUCAGCCUCUUAAGAUGUUACAACUGUGGCACCGCUCUAGCAAAGUAAACAGCGUCUAUGUGCUUAAAAGUAUAUUUGUGGUUAAAUGCACAGGCAGUCUCAUGGGUUCACUGCUAACAGGUGCAAAGUUGUUGGCUUUGCUAAAUCAGGACAUACUGUUUAGACCUUGUAAUAUUGAUACUCAGUGAAACAGCAGCAUUCUGACUAGCUUGAACCAAACGCCUGGAGUUUUGAUAUCCCACAACCUUUGAUUUCACAUCUACAUCUCCCUAACUAUUAAGGAAUGUGAAUUAGAGAUUAGACCCAACUAAAUGGAGAGAUUGAUUUUCUACUCUGUUACAUAAGCUUUAUUCAGCUGGAAUUUCCCUGGCAUAUAAUAUAAUCAAGCAUGUAGUCUGUUAAAAAUUAGUUUUUAUGAUGCUGUAAGACAAAAAAAUGCAAUUGUAUUUAUGCUAUAUAUUUAAACUUAGUGCUGAGUUAACAGGAUGGUAGGUUCAAAACCACCUAUGUCCCAAUUUAAAAAUGACCUUACACACAUAGGUAGUUAAUUUCCAUUGUCUUUCAGCACGUCUAACUGCUACUAAGAUCUUUAAAACUCCUGCUCCUCUGCUGUUACCCUGCAGUUGCCAUGGUGAUGCUAUAUGGGCAUAUAGUUUUGCCAGCGGGCAUGUCAGAACUGCCUACCUCCUGUUUCUGUGAGCUGAUCAAAUCCCAAGCUCACACCUAGCCCCAGGGGCAUUUUCAGGAAGGCUUUCUUCUGCUUAUCUCACCAGUAAGAUCCAAUGUCUUGGGCCUCCUCAAAUCAUGACUACCAAAUCAAACAUAAACCGAGAGACAGACAGGGGCCAGACAUUUUUGGCUCUGGCUACUGGUUCCCAAGAGCCAGGUAGUUACUCUUCUCAAACAGCAGAUAGGUUGUCCAAUCCUGUCCAGUACUGAUUUGGAGCAGCAAUACGGCCCUUAUGUUAUCUCCUUGGUGAGAACUUUAGGAUACAACUAAAACUGUUCCAAUUUAAAUAUUGGGCCAUGAGGGAGGGAGAGGAGAGUGUCAAAUUAUUUCACUUAGGAAGUAGUCAUUAAGAUCACUUGUAAAUUCAGAAUUGAAGUAUAUGUCUCCCCAGUUACCGAACAAGAUUUCUAACUCUGAGCUAGAGACUUUGCUAACAGAGAGAACAUGAAUAAUUUCUGGGUUGCACACUGAGGGUUGCCAUGUUUCUAUUUUGCAGAUCAAUCUGUUUAAGGCUCUUGAAAACAUAAUGUAAAUCUAAUUAAAUGAAUUGAAUGGAGAAAGAGUUACAGCAUUUCUAAAUGAAGUUUAGCUCCAACAAAGUUCAAACAGAUACUGGAAUUAAAAGCCUUCAAAGUAAAUGAAAGGACAAUACCUAGAUGGAAUAAAUAUACUUUCAAGAGCACUGUUUUCCUUUCCUAUAUUUUUCUUCUCUUAAAUGUCUGUCAACCAUCUGUAUUCUAAAAUGACGGAAGUGCUAGGACUGCUGAUUAACACAUAUUGGAUACAGGAAAAAAAAAAGUCUUUAAAAGUCAGUUUUCAUGUUUCUUUUUUAAAAAAAAGAUUUUUGAAUCCUGGAUAUUAUAGAGUUUUUAUUCCAGGAAUAUGUGCUAGUUACCUUAAUAUAUUUUGUGUUGUGUUUUUAUCAUACAAUGUUAUUUGAAUACUUCAGUAAUAAUAUGUCAUACGUAGACUCAUCAGCUCCUGAUGGAAAUAUAUCAAAUAUCUCUGUAAUAAUUUAUUAACGCAAGUCAGCAUCUUUUGAAAUCUGUGGUAUUGCUCUGACAGGUAGAAAGUGCAGAGCUCUGAACGUUGAGAGUAGGCUAAUGUAUUCUCUGAGUUCUUGUGAAUGUAGGUAAUAGUUAUUUCUACUGAGUCUUUUUUUUUUUUUUUUUUUUUUUUUUUUAAUAAAUACUUAGGGGAUAAAAAUUCAAGCAGAAUAAUAUUCAUACCUAUGCAGGCCAGUACAAGACCUGUGUGGGAAAUAAUUUCCACUCACACUCUAUCAGAGUUAGUUUACGCAUAGGAACUUGUACUGGUUUUUGGAUGUGAUCUUUAUCCACAAUAUGUGCUUGAUUGUACAUCCCCUGCGACAUGUAGAUCUUAAGAGUAUUAUUGUGUUUUAAAAGAAAAUAGGAAAAAUAGGUUGAGAGAGUAUUUCUUAAUAAAAUAAAAUAACACAAUUCACAAUGUUUUGAAGCUUAUAAUUUGAUAUUUCAUAAAAACUUAUUUCUUUCUGAAUUUAAAUGAAUGUACAGGAUAAUGAAAUACUGUAUGCACUCUUUGCUAUUUAUCUGCUUAUACGCUUUUCAUGCACUCGUUUAACCUGUUUUUAGGUUGUUAAUAGUAGAAUUUAUCAUCCUUUAUGCUCCUUACUUAACCAUUUUUACUUUGCCUUAACUGUCUACAUUUUUUUUUUUAAUUAUUCCCAGAAGGAAAUGCAAACCCAAAUAUUUUGUCUCAUUUUCUGACAUUCUUUUAAGCCAAUUCUCUUUCCGUCUUAACAUUUGAGGUUUAUUUUAUAAAAAAAUUCCACGGAGUAUGUUAUACUUAUGGACAAAGUUCAAAAAAAGUCUUACAUAAGAGGAAAUAAAAAUUCUACCCAGGGAGAGAAAACAGGAAACAUCAAAGUGUAAUGAAAGGAAAUUCAGUACUUUACACUCAUCUGUACAAUGGGGUUUUGAAAGAAAAAUAAAUAUUUAUUUCAGAGUGAGAGGAAUAAAAAAGUGAGUAGGGUCAGACUCAGCCUGAUUGUUUUGGGGUGGGAUAGGUUAGUUUCUGAUAUGAAUCUAGGCAGAUAUCUUCAGUGACUGUCAUCUGAGCUAACAAUACUGAAAUGAAACAGUACUGACACUUGGCUAAUACAAAGUGCACUGGCUCCUACAUACCUAAAUAGUAACACAUAUAUAUUUGUAACCAAUAUAACUAUGAAAAUUUCCGUGGAACAAAGUAUAUACCCCAAUCUCGUGUUUCUGCACAACUUACUAUAUACUUUUACAAAUUUGAUGAAAGCAAAUGAGUCAAUUUAAUUACCUACUUAAGUUCCUUGAUGAUGACUCUUUCAUUUACAAGGCAAAUAUAAAAUACAAUUAUCAUUUUAUUAUACAUAAAUUUACAGUAUUUAAUAUCCACUUAUAUGCUUAAAAAUUACAGUGUUAUUUUAUUUUUUCCCCUGGAAAACUGAGCAAUCCCCAAGAAAUUCUAUUACUUCAGACUAAUAGAUAAUAUCUUUAUCUUCAGAUUGUACAUUCAGGGAUUCUUCUACCGGCUGCCUUAUGUUCCAUAUAUACAUACAGAUUGCUGACAAAGGAUAUUCUAUUAUAUGAUACUGACAGAUUGAAGCUCUCAUGUCUGUGAAUUUCAACUUGCAGCUUUAGGCUGCUAAGAUUAAUAGGCUUUUCAUUUCUCUACAUGCCCAGAAUCAUCAUUUGUUAGUUUUUGCAUAUUUCCAACUGUGCAAAGACAUAAACAGACGUAACAAAUCAUUAUUACAAAAUCAUAUCAUUUCUACUUCUGAUUGCCUAAUUGUGUUCAUUGCUUUGGAGAGACAAAAAUCUAGAUUUAUGAACCUAAUUCAGCAAUGUACUGAUGUAUUUAGCUUUAAGCAAAUAGUAACUUGAAUUAUUUUGUGUGAUGCAUGUUGUAAUUUCUUUAGUAAGUGAGCAUUCCUUGCUAACUUUUUAAUAUUCUCAACUGUUCAUUCUGUUUAAAUAUACAUAUAUUUUUUUUCCAUUUUCAUCUCAUUAAACUUUUUUUUUUUAAUAAAAUAUCUUUUCUAAUGAUAAAUAUGUUCAUUAAUAGUGCAAGUGGUACAUGCACAUAAGAACACAAGUCUCUAAUCCAAAGGACUUUUUUCUAAACCUACCUUAGACCAUCUUUUCUGGUCUUGCAAGUUAAGUAAGCUUGCAGUUGCAUGCUCAGCGUGAUUAUAUGCAUGAUAUUUUCUUUUCCUAGAGCUGUGGUGUUUAUCCUUCUGGGUAUUUUACUACAGUAUUUCAAAAGCAUCUAAAUUAUUUGACAUUUUAUAAAAUCUGAAAUGUGUUCAAAUGAAUGUAGUUUAUUUUUUAAGAUUCUAUUUUGUUUGUGAUACAACAUUUCGUAAAAUGUAAUAAUCUCAUUCCAAAGUUAUUUUGUUGUCAUUUUUAAAAUUUUUUUAUUUUAACAAGAAACCCAGAGUAUGUUACACUAUAACAAAGUCUUAUAGUCCAUUCUCAAACAGAACUUUCCAUGACUGAAAUGAUUGUCUUACAAAGAAUGGUUUGCUGGGAUAGAAAAUACACACAGAAGUAGUUUCUUUCUAAUACUUAACAGAGUAUAAUAUUUCAUUUAUAUGCCCUACAUCAAACAGAGAUUUUCAGAGAGAUGCUUGCAGACUGAAUUUCUGGAAUCAAAUUCACGGCUGCCUUUCAUGUCCAAUAGAUCAGGUCCAACUGGAAUCCAGUCACUCUUUUUUUUUUUUUUUUUUUUUUCAUGAGAGCUCUUUGUAAUGUUUUACUAGCCUUCAGGUUUCAUCUAGGAAACAUUUCUAAGUAGUUAGGUUUCAGCAGUAUUUUGCUUUUUCUGAAUUAUGAAUUAAGUGCUUACAUUUUAUGAUACAUUUGUUUAUCAGAAAAAAAAAUAAAUCUCAAACUUCAAAUCUGAUUAGUAUUCAUACUAGUUUUCUAUCUUAUUCGACUGGAAUUUGAAGUUUUUCAUAUCAGUGAUUCAUUCAUAAACCAAAUUAUCAUUCCAUUUUCAAAACCAUUUACUGUAAGAAUGACGGAAACUCUUGACUGUGCUAGCUUUGUCAGCUGAAUCCCCGGUAAAGGUGGGAAAUGUAGUCUUUCUACAUGUAAUGCAGGUUUUGGCUUAUGCAAUAACUGUAUGCAUAUUUUGCUUGACUAGCCUGUUGGUUUAAUUCAUGUAAAUAUUUGAAAACUUAAUUUGUGAUCUUCAGUCCAUUCAUUGGCAAGCAUUUUUCAGGAAAUAAUAUUUUUUUGGGGGGGGAGAGGGAGAUUACUUUGUUAAGAAUAACUCUUGUUAGGAUCCAGUUAAGAAAGAAUAAAGGCAAAAAGCCCAGUUGGUACAAAAGGUUUGCUGGCAGCCAGAAGCUCCAUUUGAUCCUAUGAAGGUUGGAGGGAGCUUAUAAUAUUAACUGAAGAAAGUCAAGCAGUGACUUCAAUUAUUUUCUAUGAUUUUUUUUUUUUUUCAUUCCACAAUGCAUACAAGUAGAAGAGUACAUAAGGGCAUCUGAGCACUUUACCAGUGCAGUCCUGAGAAUAAUAUGUCAGUAACUCUUACAGAUUAUAGGGAAAAGGAGUUAUUUGCAUGAGAAAGUAGUUAGGCAUAAUAUUAGACAGGGACCUUUUGAUUUAGAGAGCUUUUGUCACUCAUGACCUACAAGUAGUACAUACUCCUUUUGUAUUAGACUCUAGUGACAAAAUAUAUAUAUAUGUAUAUAUAUAUGUAUAUGCAGCGUUCACUGUAAUUUAAAUUCUUUUGCAGGUUGUCACAGACUAUGUGAACAUAAAGCUUGUUUUGCCGUUUUCCCCAUUUCUGAUUCCACUCAUCUUCAUACUUUACCUAAAUAUCAGUCUUAUCUUUUUUGCAGCUCUGUGCAAUUUCCAUUAUGUUCAUAUCUGUACUUUUUUUUUUUUUUUUGAGUUAUUCAGUUGGUUAGAUCAGAUUUUUUUAGAAUUUUUCCAACAUAAAAUAUCGUGCUUUUAUUUUAUGUUCAUUCUUAUUUUGCAUCAGAUCUGCUUUAUUUCUGACUUCUGAGUGCAUGUAUUUGUUUUAAACUGCAGAUUAAGUAGCUACACUGCAGUUACUUCAUAUUUUAUUUUGCUCAAAUAGUCAUAAAACAGGUAUAUAGACUUUCUUGGAGAGGAGGUUAAAUCCUAGUUCACCAAGUCUUUUAGUAUAAUAGUUUGCAUACAGUAAAUUGCCCUUACCUUCACUCUGCUUUAUGUAUAAAAAAGUUUAAGUGGAUCAGAAGGUGCUUUUAUGUAACAUAAGUCUUAAUUGAAGUAUUUCUUAAAUUAUUUAUAGUUGCACCGAAUUCUGCCAACAAAAUUAUGAACUGGUGCUAUUUCUUUUCUGGUCUUUUCAUGUCAAAAAGAGCCAGCUCAAUCAUAAACCCAGGGCUGUACUGCACAGUCACACAUUUCUAGAACAGUAGAUUAGCAAUACAUGGAUUUGCUAAUGUUCACUAAACUGUUCAAUAUGUGUAAAGGUGAGAGCUUGAAAUAGUCAUGAAGCUGUUACUGAUGAUGACCCCAAGAAGCAGAACUUUCCUUGUAACAUUGACCAUUUUGAGGGCUGCAUAUUUUUGCCAUCUGGAUUAUUAUUUUACUAUGCAAACAAUUUUGUUCUGUAAAUUCGAACACUCCCUUUCAUUGGGAGGACUUUGUAUUAACAAGCAGCUAUUCAGUUGUUUUUCAUUUCUUAACAAAAGUCCGGUGAUAUAAAUAAAUUUUAGCUCAAGUGUUUUGAAGAAAAAUUGUACAAUUCUUUUCUAUAAAGAUUAACCACUUUUAUAUCAUUGCUGUUUUCAGCAUUCUUUUCCAAGACAUAUUUCGUGUAUUUGGUUUCAAUGUCUAAAAUUACAGGCCAAGAGUGUUCGUAGUUAAGUCAAUAUUUGAGCUAGGCAACAUAGGCAUUUAGGGAAAGGCCAAGUCCUGUGCUUGUGUAACUGUUUCAUUGCUGUAAAAUUCCAUGAGCUUCAGGGAAGAGAGAUUGCUUAUAUAUGACUAUGGAGGGGAAGCAAAGCCAUUUCACAGCUUCUGCUGUAAGAUGAGUGUUCUUCAACAAUACCUUGGUGAGGAUGGCAAGAGAAUGUGUUAUGAAAUGUAAUCUUCUGAUAAUCUAACUUCUUGAGUUUUGUGGUUACAUGGGACUCUCUACUUUCAGGAGUGAGGAAGGGAAUAAAUUUAUUGAUUUUGCAGAACUGCCUGAAAAAAGACACCCCCCCCCCCUUUUUUUUUUUUUUUCAAACAUGAAAAGCUAGUUCAGAACCAAUAACUUUUUAUGAUCUUUAAGCUAAUGUCAUGGUGAAGAGGUCUUGUUAAAGUCUUUUAGUUAUUGGGUUGGUAAUGCUGUAGUUUUAAAUCAUGGAUUGGCCUCAAAAAACUCUUCACAUCUGAAUUUACUGAAUGACAACAGAACUGCAGAGUAGUAUGCAAGAAAUGUGUCCAUCAAGUAAGUAGAUUAAUACCCUUAUAUUCCUUAUUUUCUGCAUAAAAGUAAAACAUUUUGUUCUGAUUCCCAGCUAAUUUUCCAUUUUUUUAACAGUCUACAUUACUUCCUUUUUUUUAGUGAUAGUGUAGUUUUUUAUAGUUUUGUUUCAUUUUGUUCUGUUUUGGUUUUAGGCUAUGACACUCCCCAAGUAGCAUUUUGACUCUCAAUCAGCGCAAACAGCUAUAGACACAGAUUCAGUUUAUUAAUGCAGCUACUACAGUACUGAGACAGAUUUUUUAUCAAUACUUUUAGAAAUGGAUUUAUGAAAAAUGCAUGAUUUUAUGAAUUACAGAAAAGAUUGUCACUGAGAAUGGAAAACCACCAACUAAUAAAGAGUAUAGGGAAACUUCAUCUGUAGGAUUUUAUUUUUAUUUUAUUUUAUUAUUUUGUGGGAGAGGUUGCUAUUUUAUUUUUUUACACACCAAAGUAUUGAAAUGUACUGAAAAUGGGCUUGUUAUGACUCACGCAUUUGUAUGUGUCUUUCUCCCAUUUCAAGUUUCCUUGCUACAGCACUAAUAUUUCUGGCAUUUAAUGUGCUGAGACUCUCCUACUCCAUGAUCCCAUGUGCCUAAUGCUGUCAAGGCAGACUUAGAUAUGACCAGUUGCAUCUGGUAGUUGAGGUCCCAGUGUGAGUUUUGCAGAGGUGGGUAGUUUAUGCUUGGCAGAUGCUUAGCUCACAAGGCAGAUAAUCAUGAAUCUCAGAAUGAACUGUGCUGUCAUAAUUUUUCUCCUAACACAUACUCUUAUAUGAGUAGGAAACAACAUCAACACACAAUUGGCUGUUACAUCACAGACAUAUUAGAUAAUUUCUGCCUUAUUUUUUUCUGUGUCCUGGGACAGUUUUUGAGAGGUCUGAGAAAUGGAUGAAUUUAAGUGUGGUUUACCAUGAAAUUGGAUAAAAGUAAAGUAAGAGUUGAAGUGGAGCCAACCAUUGAAAACAAAACAAAACAACAACAACAACAAAACACACAAAUUUAUAAAAGCCAGCAGAGCAAAGGCGUACACACAGAUAUAACGUAGAAUAUUUUGUCCCUUGUUGUGGGUGUGACAAAAUCUUAGGCCAUAGUCAUCCAUAUCAUAUGACAACCCCAGAUUUGUUUCUGGUUGAAAAUAAAAAUUAGAAACACCUGUUAUGCAGUGAUAGUAAUCAUCCAUUGCCAAGGAGAAGGAAACUCAUCAUCUCCAGGACUCCUUAAAUUGAGACAGGAUGUUUUUAUGCUCUAGUAAAGUACAAAUUAUUGAGCUUGACAGCAUUCACUUACAUAGGAGGGGAAAAUGAUAUGUUCCACUACAAGAAUUAUUGGCGGUUUUUUAUGACCUGUGUUAGGCAAAGACCAAACCAGAUUAUCAUUAUGUCUUAAAAUAGGCCCUUAAAAUUUACAGCUUCUCAGAAAAAAAUAUAUAUACAAAUUAAAUAUAUAUAUAUAUAUCAAAAAAUGAUGAAGAGAAAGAGGAGGCCUGAAACAAUGGCCUAAAAUAUUUUCCUUGUAAUAAAAGUACCACUGUUUCCAGAACUGGCAAAUCUACUUGUUCUGGAAUUUUUAUGUCCCUGGACUUUGUAUAUAUUUCAGCCUAACUGAAAACUUCUUACACACACACACAGGAAACUGAAAAAGAGCCACCCCCACCACACCUGAAAACAAACAAACAAACAAAACUACAUCAAAACAAAACAAAAAACAACCCACAAGCUGGGAGUUCUUUACUGCUUUCCCAUCUGGCAGUUAAAAGAAGUAUUGCCUACACUCCUACACAAUGUACAUCUCUGAUGUCAAGACAUGCAGAGAUUCAACUGUCAGCACAAUGACAAACAGUCAAAGAAACAGUCUCUUACAAGUGAGAAACUAGGUUUAUAAUGACUGAGUCAUUCAAAGUUGUGAAACUUCUGUCAGAGCCAGGAAAUAAACAAAAUUAGGUUUUGGAUCUAUCUAGAUAGCAAUGUUACAGCUUUCCUUCCUAUCUAGAUUCUCCCAUCCUGGAACACUUUACCUUUGUAAGAGAAGCAGGAAGGUUCUGAGGAGCUAGUCUAAAUCUGCACACAGUAAAUCAUUCCUACUUCCUCUUGCUGAAAUUGUAAUACUACCACAGGGCUAAAAGGGUCAAAAUGCUGUGUGUGUGACAUCUGACAAACGGUGAGAAGAAGAUGGGGAAAAUGGAUGAAUGCAAAGGGAAGAUAAAUAACCAUAUUAAACAAAACAAAACAAAACAAAA
This is a messenger RNA of Cygnus olor (mute swan), 11256 nucleotides long. RefSeq names its product Ras association domain family member 9 (gene RASSF9). Gene Ontology annotation, biological process: signal transduction. The transcript is spliced from 2 exons. NCBI's taxonomy places the organism in Eukaryota, Metazoa, Chordata, Aves, Anseriformes, Anatidae. Bases 484 to 1743 code for a protein of 419 amino acids. The record is from RefSeq and is a predicted model, not a curated record.